AUGGAUGGGGACAGAGUGAAAUUCGAGGAGCUGGUUGAUUCAGGAAACUGGAUAUACUGGAAAUUCCAGAUGAAAGCAUUUCUGAAUGCACGUGAUGCAUUGGAAGUUAUCGAUGGAACUUGGGUUAAACCUGACAAUAGUGUUGAGAAAGCUGUUGAAUUGGCUCGCUGGAAGAAGCCAAAUAAAAUUGCCAAAGAAGUUUUGGUCACUACCUUAGACAAAAAAACAUUAACAUUAAUUAUGAAUUGUGAUACCACCUGUGAAAUGUGGUUUAAGUUGCUGAAUAUUUGUGAAAAAAAAUCAGCUGAUGCAGUCUACCUGCUCCAAACAAUUUCAUGUUUGAAAGAGUUGGAUGAGGAGAUAUCUGACACUAUGCUCAUGACGACCAUUCUAAACACAUUGCCCUCAGAGUUUCGACAUUUUCACAGUGCAUGGGACUCCACAUCUGCUGAGGGGAGAACUUUGGACAAAUUAGUGUCUAGAUUAAUGGUCGAGGAGGUAAAGUUGGGAAUGAGUGAGAUUAAAAUGAAUCCAGAGUCAGCUCUUGUAGUAAAGAAGGAGAUAAAAACGAAGAGUUUUGGUCUAAAGCCCAUUUCAAAUUCGCACAAGGUCAAAACAAAAUUAAAAUGUUGGACUAUAUUAAAUGAAAAAGAUACAUUCGUAUUGGGGAAUGGUAGUACAGUUGUUGCUGUUGGUAGUGAUAAGAUAAGAAUAAAAUCUAAUGUGGAUGAUGGGGAACAUUAUCUUGACAACGUCAUGUAUGUUCCUGACAUGAAAGUUAACUUGUUCUUGGUUCGAUCAGUAGCUGAAAACGGAUUUAAGCAAACAAUCUUGCGAAAAAAAUGGACCUUUAAGGAAAACAAUGUACUCAUUGUUGAAGGUCACAGAGGAAACAAUGUGUAUAUCCUAGACAUUGAUGUAAUACAAAAUAGGCAAUUAAGUCUUUCAGCUCAAAGCAGCAAAGAAAACUCGUUGUAA
Molecule: messenger RNA, 978 nt
Organism: Hylaeus volcanicus
Lineage: Eukaryota; Metazoa; Arthropoda; Insecta; Hymenoptera; Colletidae
Exons: 3
Coding region: 1-978 (325 amino acids)
Source: RefSeq, a predicted model, not a curated record